Dicrocoelium dendriticum is the source of this 414-nucleotide messenger RNA. The record is from the annotation of a GenBank genome assembly. Lineage: Eukaryota; Metazoa; Platyhelminthes; Trematoda; Plagiorchiida; Dicrocoeliidae.
AUGGUGUUCCAUGCACCAGAGUCGAAAGAUGAAAACCCCCAGAAACGUUGUGAUCACGAUGUUGAGUUCCUUCAGGGGCUCGUUGAUAAACUGUUGGAUGUGGGUGAAGGCAGCUUAACGAUUAAACAAGUAGUCCGACUUGGUCAACAUACUAACCAAUCAUGUCGACCUUUAAGAAUCACCUUUGAUGACCACAACACGCCACAACUCAUUCUGUCUCGUCUUUCCAGGCUUAAAGGCACCAAGGUUCACAUCCGCCGAGACUUGGAACCCGAAGAGAGGAAUCGCUUGAAGACUGCGUUCCUUGAGCUUAAACGCCGUACAGAAGAAGGCGAAACUGAUCUGCACAUCGUAAAUUUUCGAGUGAUCAAGAAGGGUGCACGAACCCGUAUCAGUCGGUUGAUCAACCUCUAG